Oppiella nova is the source of this 634-nucleotide messenger RNA. The record is from the annotation of a GenBank genome assembly. Lineage: Eukaryota; Metazoa; Arthropoda; Arachnida; Sarcoptiformes; Oppiidae.
AAACCUAAUUGGGAGCACCUGAACGACAAGCUCCAUGUGCUCAUCACCGUCGAGGACUCCAACAAUAGGGCCAGCGUUAAGAUCCAGAGAGCGAUCGACGAGAUUAAGAAACUCCUGAUACCGAUAACUGACGGUGAGGACGAGCUUAAGAAACGGCAGCUCAUGGAACUGGCGAUCAUUAACGGCACGUAUAGGGACAGCAGUCAACGAAAUAGUAGUAAGUCUCACAGCUUUUCAGUAGAUCUAUGGUUCUUUGUCGAGCAGUGCAUGCAAUUAGGUAUAGACGCGGAACAGUUGCACAAAUUGACGCCAAUCCCGAUGGCGCUGACCACUCCGCUCAGACACCACGCCCACCACCAGACGCCCAUCGGCGCCCCGUUGAUCAUCUCGUCCCGUCAGUUCACGGUGCCUACCAGUGCCGCCCAUCAUAUCAACGGCAGCGGACUGCCGCCCCUUAUCGCGCCCACUGACGGCAUACUCUACAGUCCGUACGCCGACUUCCACUCGCAGUACGCGGCGCUGACCUCGCCGUCGGCCGCCGCCCUGUUGGCCGAAUACCCGACCACUUCGGUGGGCACCGCCGUCAUCGACUCACUGACCUCAACGGGUGGGUUAUACACACGUUAGCACUGUU